Argiope bruennichi is the source of this 2418-nucleotide messenger RNA. RefSeq names its product palmitoyltransferase ZDHHC5-like. Bases 433 to 2334 code for a protein of 633 amino acids. NCBI's taxonomy places the organism in Eukaryota, Metazoa, Arthropoda, Arachnida, Araneae, Araneidae. The transcript has 8 exons. Gene Ontology annotation, biological process: protein palmitoylation. Gene Ontology annotation, molecular function: palmitoyltransferase activity. The record is from RefSeq and is a predicted model, not a curated record.
AGUUGUCUAGCCUGUUGUUUUUUUUAACGUGUUAAUGUUCUUGCUUGAUGCAUAAUAUGAGUUUUACUAUUUGAUGCUGGAAAAAUAUAUUUGUGUUAUUGAAGAGAAACUGUAGGAAUGUAAUUGGUGGGAUUUAUCAAGAUGUUUAUGUUCAUUUCAGUUAAGAACAACAGAAAAAUAUAUAGCUUUACAAUACGUGAAAUUAGAAAUCAAAUUCUAAUUAAUUAUUUCCGACAUUAUGUUUUUUCUCACUCCUCUUAUAGAUGCCGAUUAUAGGGAUAAAUAAUUCGAUAGUAAGCCUAAAAUUUACUCAAUGUAUCGUUUUGAUUUUUGUUUAUACGUACUCGUGCAGUUCAUGCGCACAUAAAAUAAUAUCAAAAUGACUGGCAACGAAUAAAAAAAAUUUGCAUAGAAAACUUAGGAAUUUCAACUAUGGGCAAGUGCAAUCCUGUGACAAGAAUAAUCCCUGCAUCAUUUGCUUGGAUUGUUUUAUUAGCUGCAACUGGGAUUUUUUUCGCAUUUCCCUGUCGCUAUUUGAUGUCUGUGUAUACAAUUGGUAUUCCAAUAUAUCAAAGUAUUAUUACAUUUUUUGUAAUUAUGAACUUUGCUUUGGCAACAUUUGUAAAUCCUGGAGUAAUUCCAAAAGCCACGCCAGAUGAAUCCAAAGGAGAUAGGGUGGGGUCCCCAACUUAUCAAGACAUUGAAAUUCAUGGAGUAAAAGUGCGUCUGAAAUGGUGUGUCACUUGUCAGUUUUACCGUCCUCCUCGCUGCGUUCACUGUGGAGUUUGUGAUAACUGUAUUGAAACCUUUGAUCAUCAUUGCCCUUGGGUGAAUAAUUGCAUAGGACGCCGUAAUUAUCGAUACUUUUUCAUGUUCCUCCUGUGGUUAAGCAUUCAUAUGAUUUCUAUAUUAUGUCUCUGUGUCUUUUAUAUGAAGGAUCACCUUGAUGAAAUAAAACAAUUACAGACAAUAAUGACUAUUAUAAUCAUAGGAAUCAUAGUAAUUCUUUUUAUUCCCAUUCUUGGACUUACUGCAUAUCACAUUAUGUUAAUUAUGCAAGGAAGAACAACAAAUGAGCAGGUUACUGGAAAAUUUAUGGAUGUAAAAAGUCCCUAUACUAGAGGUUGCUGUAAAAAUAUAAUGUAUAGUUUGUGCAAUAGUCCUCUACCAAGGUAUAAAACUGACAAAUCAUUCUAUUCCCUUGCAAAUCAAUACUAUUCAAGAAAUUUCAAUGAUCAGCAAUCAUUAAAAGAAAAUAACUCGCCCCACUCUGGAAAGAGUGCAGGUGUGCAUUUCAAAUACAAUGAUAAAUCUGACUGCAUGUUUCCAAAGCAAAGUUUAUCCGAAGAUUGUGAAGAAGCUCCUCCUGCAAAUUUGAACAGAGGUCGCCUUCAUUUGAGCCUGAGUGAGUCAAUUUACACGAGACCAGAGUCAUCAGUCAGGAACAAAAGCUCUAGAGCUCUAACCCCUCCUGUGCCAAUUAGAUUUGAUUGCUCAAGAAGAUCCUUGCCACCUCACAACAGACUUCAUGCUCCAUCUCCUCAUUAUGUAGUUGCUCAAUCUGUUCAUGUCCCAGCUUUUGCUAAAGAGGCCUCAAAAAUGAGUGCAUGCACUUCAGGCCAGCCUUCAAAUCCAGUCUUGUAUUUCUCCCAUUAUCACGAUCCAUCUAUGGUCAAAUACGAUUACGGUACAUCAACUGGUGAUGUCUGCGGGCCAGCAUCCAAUUUCUAUUCUCAGCUGUACAAGCAGAAGGAUGGUUUUGCCGAUUCUAAAGGGGUGUCUUUCACUUCCCCCGAUUUAACCAAUAGUGGAAAAGUGCCAUCAGACACCUGCUGUUUGGGCAACCAGACUGUGGACAAGCUGCAAGAAAUUGCCAACAGGACUAUGAUCAGCGGCCAGUGCACCGAUGUAUCUGUUCUCGAAGCAUUCCCUAAAGGCUGUAGCAGUUUUCACAAUAGCCCUAGUAAAGAACAUCGGGAUGGUCACCAGUUGCUCAUUGCCCAAACACCUCAACAGUUGUUUGUCAACAAUUGUGUAGAUUGCCAGCAGACUUCAUCUAAUCAUUCUUGCCAAAGUAGUAUUUCUGGUGAAUUUGCACGUACUCCAGGUAACAGACCUUUGUCCUUUGUGAAGGCAAUGGAGAUGUCUGAGACACUGGAUUGGCAUGAUAGUAGUUUACAGCAUUCCAGAGUGUCUGCCACUUCUCCACCUCCGGCAAAAGUGGUGUCAAACUCGACUUCUAACUAUAAUCUGUUAUCCCCAACUUCUAAUGUCGUACCUGAACAUAAAUCUAAAAAAACUGACCAUGAAGUUAGUUAUGAAAUUUCUGUAUGAUCUGUCAUAUUGAUAUCAAUUUAGAGUUUAUUAUUAUUUUUUAUUAGUGUACUAUAAAUAUUUCAUUGCUUUUGUUGUAACAAU